UAUUUCAGCCACAAUAACUUGAAUGGUUACAGGGGGUAGCAUAUGUGUGUCGCAACAACGUGGGCCAACGAUUGGACCAUGUCGGCUAAGAACAAAACUAAUUGGAACGUCGCUUGGCUUUGCUUCUACCAUUUCUCCCCCUCUUUGAGAUGGAUCCUUGAUCUUUCCACCCUCACACGAAUUAAUUGAACGAUGUCCCUCCACUCUGCAAUCAGUUCUUUCCGCGCAUAUGCGCGCACGCGACUCAGUGCCCCGGACCAGCACAGUACCGGAAAGUUAGGAUGGCGACUGGCAGAAGUCACGGCGAAGAUGUGGGAUUUAGGAUUCACUGCAUUUGGCGGACCGCCGGUGCAUUUCCAAAUUUUACAUCGGCGUUUCGUAGAUGGCAAAGGACAUUUUGGAGCAAAGUGGAUUGAUGAACAGACUUAUCAAGAGCUCUUCGCCAUCUGUCAGGCACUUCCAGGACCAGCUUCCACGAAAAUGACAUUCUGCAUUGCGAUGAUCCAUGCUGGUCUUCCGGCAGCUAUCCUUGCCUUUUUGCUCUGGAGCUUGCCUGGCGCAAUCGGGAUGUACGCGCUCUCACUCGGUGUGCAGAAAAUGCCUGAUACAUUGCCUCCUACCGUUUACGCGUUGCUGAGCGGGAUGAAUGCAAGUACAGUUGGUAUUAUCGCAUUGGCAGCUGUGCAGCUCGCCGAAAAGGCCAUCAGUGAUCGUAUCACGAGGAUACUAGUCAUAUUUGGUGCUUGUGCGGGCUUGUGCUAUAACUCGCUGUGGUUUUUCCCCGUGCUGAUUGCGAUUGGCGGAGUGACCACUGUGAUCUGGGAUGUUUGGUUGCGUCAAAAGAUCGGGAAGAUCAAGGCUGGUUAUGCAGCAAAAAGGAGAAGAGCUAGGAAUGAAGACGGUGAUGCCGAAGAAAUCGCUAUGACGCAGGAGGCCCCAUCAGCAGAACAACCGCAAGUCACACGCCCAGAAGCAGUCAAGCGCCGACCCCGUGUUGGAAAUUCGAGCGACCAAAUCGCACCCGUUGAAGAAGAUAUAGGUCAGAGUAGUUCGGCAGACCAUCGUAGCACACAGCCGAUUACCGAGGUCGUACCUGCUACUGAUACUCGAACGCACAACAUCUCCAUCAAAGUCGGCCUCUCGCUCAUCGCGGGGUUCUUCAUAUCUUUUACUAUUGUUAUGGUUAUUCGAGGAACGGUUGAUGUUCGCACUCCCGCAUACGAUCUUUUCGCCAACAUGUAUCUCGCCGGUACUAUCAUCUUUGGUGGUGGUCCCGUUGUUAUUCCGCUUCUCCGCUCGUAUGUCGUCGACCCGGGAUGGGUUUCACCCCGGGAUUUCCUACUUGGUCUGGCCAUCAUCCAGGCAUUCCCAGGGCCAAAUUUCAACUUUUCUGUUUAUCUGGGUGCACUGACGCUUGCAUCAACGGGCAUUCCUACCGUGUUUGGUGGAUUGUUAGCUUUUAUCGGCAUCUUCUCUCCGGGCAUUAUUCUUGCGGUGGGGGUGCAGUCCAUCUGGCAAGUCUUGAGAACGAAGGCAUGGGUCUUAAGUCUGUUGAGAGGCAUCAAUGCUACAGCUGUGGGCUUGGUCUUUACAGCUGUAUAUCGCCUUUGGGAGAUUGGAUAUCUAACGCCAGAGAGUAGCAGUGGGAAGAGUCUUGCACAAGAACCUUGGUGGGUCGUUGUAGCUGCUGUCACGUAUGCGGAGACCGCUUGGUUUGGCGUUCCACCGGCACUGGCAAUCGUGCUGGGUGCUUUACUGGGCUUAGGCUGGUAUGGUGCUGUUGGUUCAUGA
This is a messenger RNA of Periconia digitata, 1791 nucleotides long. NCBI's taxonomy places the organism in Eukaryota, Fungi, Ascomycota, Dothideomycetes, Pleosporales, Periconiaceae. The record is from the annotation of a GenBank genome assembly.